Molecule: messenger RNA, 2551 nt
Organism: Poeciliopsis prolifica (blackstripe livebearer)
Lineage: Eukaryota; Metazoa; Chordata; Actinopteri; Cyprinodontiformes; Poeciliidae
Product: NXPE family member 3-like
Exons: 8
Coding region: 262-2301 (679 amino acids)
Source: RefSeq, a predicted model, not a curated record
UGCAGACGCUUUUGCAGCUGUGUUCAAAAAUAGUAACAUCCUGUGUAAAGCUAAGCUGUUGGAGUUACCAUAUAUGGAAAGCAUUUCUCUGUACUUGCCUGUGCUGUUGAAUUAUCACGAUGAUGAAACAAAUGUGCUUAGACGUUGAAGGGCUGCACGUAAUUGAGCAGCGAGUUGUAAAGAAAGUGUUUGGGUAAAAAGUUUCAGGAAGUUGAGCAGGGAAGUGGUGAGGAGAUUCAAAGAGGAAGGUCUCACCACAAGAUGGUUGGAUGGCAGAAGCAGGUUACCAAAGUCCAAGGAAUGAGCGGGGGGGAUAAGUUUCAGGAACUCCAGGAAUGCAAACGAGAAGGCAAAACCAAUCUGGCAGCUCUUGCAGCAGAAAGUCUUGUGCUGAAGCUCUGCCUGAUACACCCACAGGCUGUAAGAGCUGGUUACACCCUGAUAGGAAAGAGGGAGGGGCAGACAGAGACGCACGCACCGAUCCGCAUACAGCUCUGUGGACGUGACAAAGUGAGGACGGCGAUGGGAACCAAAGCAAAGAGUGAAAUCAAGACACCCCUGCUAAACGAAGGCCAAGCUUCCAGAAACCGUUGCCUCGUGAAGUGCAGCUCCGUCCUUCUCUUCAUGGCUUUAUCCGUGGUGUCGUUCAUGCUGUACUACAUGGACGUCAGCGAUCAGAGCAGCUGCAUACUCGACGGGAAACUCUGCAUUUUCAGAAAGACGACUGACACAAUGCCGCCGGUACCCGAAACCAUCACUCCGUCACAUCCCACUGAGCCAGCCAGCGUCUGCUCCUUCCACUCGGCGUCACCUGAAAACGCCACAGAGGUCAACAUGUUGAAGGAGGCCAUCGCCUGGCCCGAAACGCCGCCUGUGCCGCCUGACUUUUCCCUGGACGACACCAGCGAUCCGGCUCGCAGCUCCUUCACCAUUCUGCCGCGGAGAGGAGGGGGAAGUUGGCACGUCGGGGAUCAGCUGGAGGUUCUGGUAAAAGUCUCCGACUUCCGCGGUCGCCCCAGGAAGUCUGGAGGAGACUUGCUCUACGCCCGGCUGCAGAACCGUGCCGCGUUGGCAGGCGUGGUGGGGAAAGUGUUGGAUCACCGCAACGGCUCCUACACCGCCGUGUUCGCUUUGCUCUGGGAAGGAAGCGCAGAAGUUGAGGUGUCCUUGGUUCACCCCAGUGAGGCGAUCACAGUCUUGGCAAAAGUGACCCACGACUAUCCAGACAGAGCACAUUUUCUUAGCGUCUUUCGCUCAGGCGCCGUCGCAGAGACGGUUAUGUGCAACGUGUGCCUCAAGGGUCCCAAAGAGAAGCUGUGCAACUACACUGACCUGCACACGGGCGAGCCCUGGUUCUGCUACAAGCCACAGAAACUGAGCUGUGACAACAGGAUCACCCACUCCAAAGGAGGAUUCCAUUUCAAACCAGAAUCCAACGAAAGUCAGCUCUUUCAGCGUGGCGUCAACAUGAAAGUCUCCAUUCCGUCAUCGGGGCCUUUCGGCAUCAACAUUUUACCCAAACUUAAAGAUGGGACCAGUGAAGUUGUGAAGGCUGAACCUGCUGGUUAUUACUACCAGGGAGCGUGGCGAGCAUUAGACGGCACCACAGUCCGUCAGUUUAACAACGCCUCGGCGAGAACCCAGUGUCUGAAAGGGAAAGUAGUCCACCUCUAUGGAGACUCCACCGUCAGGCAAUUUUUUGAAUUUUUAACUGCAACAACCCCAGAUCUCAAGAUCUUUGACCUGAAAAGUCCUGGGAAGGCAGGACCAUACAUGGCCUUGGAUUACAAAAACAACAUCUUACUGACGUACCGAUGCCACGGCACCCCCAUCCUUUACACCCCCAUGCUGGCCAUUGAGACGCGCCACAUUGCCACCGAGUUGAGAACUGUGGCCGGAGGCCCGGACACCGUCGUAGUGAUUAGCGUCUGGGCACACUUCACCUCUUUCCCCAUGGAGGUCUACAUCCGACGUCUGCUCAACAUAAAGAGGGCAGUGGUGCAGCUGCUGACCAGAGCUCCAGACACGCUGGUCAUCAUCAGGACUUCCAAUCCCAAAGGGUCAGUUCUCAAUGAGAUAUGGACCAGCAGUGACUGGUACGCCCUCCAGUGUUAUAAGGUCCUCAGGGAAAUAUUCAAAGGGGUGAACGUCCAGGUACUGGACGCCUGGGAGAUGUGCUUGGCCCACCACCUGCCACACAGCCUCCACCCGCAGACUCCCAUAAUAAAGAAUAUGAUCGAUGUUGUUCUGUCCCACACUUGUCCCCUUGGUGGGAAGUCACAGCAGUCAGGAAAACAUUGAAGUGGCAAAUGGGACUGAAAGACAAAGGUCGCUACUCGACUCACACCUUGUGACGUCUUGUACAAAAGAAGUGAGUAAAAUAUCAAUGUAGAACAGAAAUAGAUUAAGUCAGUUUUGCAAACUAAUGAUCGUAACAGUCUGUUACCAAGGAGCUUUUUGGAGAUUUCUUCAAAGAGUCGGGAUUGACCAGAACAUUUCUGCACUUAGUUACAUUUCUCAGGAUAAAUAUCAAUUUGCACUUAUCACUUGU